Molecule: messenger RNA, 684 nt
Organism: Pieris macdunnoughi
Lineage: Eukaryota; Metazoa; Arthropoda; Insecta; Lepidoptera; Pieridae
Source: the annotation of a GenBank genome assembly
AUGAAACUCAAAGAUGAUUCAUAUGCUAUGGGAGAAUUUGAAGCUAUGAGAAGCCAGUAUCAGCAAGCUCUUUACCAACUGGUAUCGAUAGCAAGUGGUUCUGAAAUACCUCUAACUUUACCAGCUACAUGGCCUAUUACAAGAUGUGGUCUAGAAUGGUCCCGAUAUCACAAAGAAUUUGAAGAACUUUACUUUAUUGCUAGAGGUGGUUUUGGUACUGUAUUUAAAGCCCGCCACAGAUUGGACGGAGUUGAAUAUGCUGUUAAGAAAGUAUUCAUCAAGUCUUCAGAUGUUGAUUCCAUUAUGUCUCAUCGUGCUGAAGUUAAAACUGUAGCUAGUCUUAACCUUAUAGUUAAUUACAAAGCAGUCUGGUUGGAACCUUUAAUAGAAUCAACUGUCAAAAAGAAACGCAAAUACUUCAUGGAUACAGACAGUGAUGAAUCAAUAAAUUCAAACUGUGUUUCAUCAGUAUACUCAAAUUUAAUGAAGUCAUUUAAAACAUACAAUUCAAAAGAACUAACAAAUAAACAUUGCCAGUCAGAUUUUGUUAUAUUUUUUGAAAACUCAAAGUUAAUUUUAAGCAACCUUGAGAAGCGGGCCUCGGCAGACGUGCUUCCUGUGCGCGUGGCGGGCGCUGUCCCGGAAAAUGUGUUCUUUGAAGACAUAUCAGGCGCAUGCGACUAA